This is a messenger RNA of Eimeria tenella, 2346 nucleotides long. RefSeq names its product DNA-directed RNA polymerase, related. Gene Ontology annotation, cellular component: RNA polymerase I complex. Lineage: Eukaryota; Apicomplexa; Conoidasida; Eucoccidiorida; Eimeriidae. The coding region runs from base 1 to 2346 and encodes 781 amino acids. Gene Ontology annotation, biological process: DNA-templated transcription. The record is from RefSeq and is a predicted model, not a curated record. The transcript is spliced from 13 exons. Gene Ontology annotation, molecular function: DNA binding; DNA-directed RNA polymerase activity.
AUGGAAGCCCAGCCUUUCAAUUCGCCACUUUCCAAGUUGGGAGCCGCCAGCUACCUCUUCGAACAAACCCUCGAAGAAGUGGUAUCAGCUGCAUGCGCUAGGUACGAGCGGACUCGGCAGUGGUACUCCAAGCAGCAGCAGCAGCAGCAGCAGCAGCAGGACGUGUACCGGUGCGGCAUUGGUGCAGCAGAGCUGCAGCAGCUGCUGCGGGUGGUUUACCACAAAAGCUGCAUGCAGCCAGGAGAAGCUGUUGGAGUUGUUGCUGCACAAUCUGUGGGGGAGCCCGCGACGCAAAUGACUCUAAACACUUUCCAUUUGGCGGGGCACGGCGCGGCGAACGUGACUAUGGGUAUUCCUCGGCUGCGGGAGCUGCUGCAGUUGGGGGCCAAAACGAAAACCCCUCAAAUAAUAAUUCCAAUUAAAGGCCUCAGCAGCAGCGGCAGCAGCAGCAGCAGCAGCAGCAGCAGCAGCAGCGAGGGCCGGAACGGCCAGGCAGCAGCAGCAGCAGCAGCAGCAGCAGCAGCAAACGCAGCCACUGCUCUCAGGGGCUUCAAAACCAUUCGCAUGAAAGACUUCGUCCACGCAGUCGGAGCCGAAGCCAGCGUCUGCUACCAGGGAUGCGCUGCGGACGGGUCUGCUGCUGCUGCUGCUGCUGCUGCUUCCGGGCUGCAGUGGCAGUACGAGGUGUCUAUACAGCUGGAGCCGCUGCAGCACUACUGCAGCGUCGCGCAGCAAUUCAGUCCUGACGAUUUGCUGCUGCUGGUUCUCAACAAAGUUAUCCGCCCGCUGCUCAAAAAAGCUAAGAAGCUGGCAGUGGCUGCUGUUUCUCAAUAUGAACUUUCCGACGCAGCAGAGCUGCAAAAUGACUAUCAGCAGAUGUACAGGUCUUUCAUUUUGAAGGAAAGGUUCAAGUCCCAGUGGGAUCGCCGGGGUUUUGUUAAGGACAUUUUGCGCUCCGGCCGAAUCGACUGCGAGACUUCGGGGGCCCCCGAGGGGCCCCUGGGGCCCCCCAGCAGCAGCAGCAGCAGCAGCAGCGCAGCAAGAGGGGAGAUGGAUGAGGAAAGGGAGGCCCUCAAAGAUGCAGCAGCAGCAGCAGCAGCAGCAGAUGAUGAAGACAAAGAAGAAAAACGCAAUGCAAAGAAAGGCAGAGACAGCGACGGGGAGGAACAAGAUGAAGAUGUCUCGGAGGACUCUGCAGAAAGUGAAGAAGAGGAAGGAGAGGAGGAGAGCGGCGAAGAAGACGAAGAGCAGCAGCAGCAGCAGCAGCAGCAGCAGCAGCAGCAGCAGGAGUCGGAGAGCGACAGCAGCUCGGAAGAAGAAGAAGCAAAUGUAAAACAAGAAAAAGGGGAAGCAGCAAAAGUAAAAAGAGAAAUUAAAGAAGAAGAAUUCGAAGCAAACAAACAACCUAUUAAAAAGAUCAAAAAAGAGCAGCAGCAGCAGCAGCAGCAGCAGCAGCAGCAGCCGCAGCAGCAGCAGUUGCUGGACCUGGCGGACGUGCUGAGGGGAAAGCGUUUCGACAGAACCCUAGGGUUGUUUGUCGACGCCAAACCCUCGAAGGCAAACCCCGAAACCCUAAACCCUAAACCCUUAAGUAGCGAAUAUCCCCCGCCUGCGCCUUUCGAGGCUGACGCCGUGUGGAGCUCUGGGGCUUCCUUUAAGAAGUUGGCCCAGCUGGACAUGGAAUCGGCGACAAUUCUGAAAGACAUAAAAGUGUGCCGGAAGACUUGGCGAAUUGUGGUCAAGUUUGGAUGGCCUUUUGACAAAUGCCCCUACCGACUUGAGCUGCUGCCAAUCGUCAAGGGUUUGGUUGAGAAGGUAACGCUGCAGGAGCCGCAGGGCGUUAGCAACCCUCGCAUUGUCCAGGGUUCUGGCUGCAGCACGGGGAGCCCCAUGGAGCUGCACUGCAGCGGCUCCAACCUGCAGUGGCUGCACCGUUUGAAGGAAACAGCAGUGGACCAUUCAAAGCUGGAGACGAACGACGUGCUGGCGAUGCUGCAGCACUACGGAAUAGAAGCUGCUAGGGCUUUAUAUUUAAAAGAGUUUUCGAGGGUUUUUGCUGCUUAUGGAAUUAAAGUCCACAGUUCUCAUUUGGGACUUAUUGCAGACUUCGUCACCAGAGACGGAGCCAUUAUUCCCUUCAACAGACUUGGGAUUCAACAUUGCGACUCUCCUUUUCUGCAAAUGGCCUUCGAAACUUCUUUUCGCUUUUUGACGGAAGCUUGCGAAAGAAGUGCUGUUGACAAUUUAAAAACUCCUUCUGCUGCUCUUAUUGUCGGCAGCCCCGCAGUCAUUGGCUCCCACCAGUCCCAGCUCUUGGCCGUGCUGCCAGACUUCUCCGACAGCUAG